Molecule: messenger RNA, 2415 nt
Organism: Kluyveromyces lactis
Lineage: Eukaryota; Fungi; Ascomycota; Saccharomycetes; Saccharomycetales; Saccharomycetaceae
Gene: GLN4
Product: glutamine--tRNA ligase
Exons: 1
Coding region: 1-2415 (804 amino acids)
Biological process (GO): glutaminyl-tRNA aminoacylation; translation
Cellular component (GO): cytosol; cytoplasm
Molecular function (GO): ATP binding; glutamine-tRNA ligase activity
Source: RefSeq, a predicted model, not a curated record
AUGUCAUCUGUAGACGAGUUGACCAAUCUAUUUUCCAAGAUUGGGUUCGAAGAAGCUAAAGUAAAGGAAAUCUUAAAGAAUGCUAAAGUAUCCAGCUCCCUAGAGUCCUUAGUAAACUUGGCAUCUGAUGAUUUCCCAUGGAACAAGAAUUCUAGAGCUUUAAUUCACACGUUAGCAGCCUCUUUAAAGGGAGCUGAAGUUCCUCAUUUGCAAUAUAUCGUUGAUGGUAUUGGUAAGAAUGAUUUGAAGACUGCAUUGCAGAUAGAUGCAGCUUUGAAGUACUUGAAGACCAAGGGUGAGGAUGCCACUGUUGUGGACUUGAACAAAGAGUCCGGUGUCGGUAUUGAAGUUACUGAAGAUCAAGUUAGAAACCGUGUUGCUAAGUACGUUGAGGAUAACAAAGAUACCAUUUUGAAGGAAAGAUACAAGUUAGUGCCUGGUCUAUUUGCCAAAAUCAAAGCUCUCCCCGAAUUAAAAUGGGCUGAACCACGUUUGUUCAAACCAAUCAUUGACGAAGAAAUCUUGAAGGUUUUGGGUCCAAAAGAUGAAAGAGAUAUCGUAAAGAAGGAAAAGAAACCAAAGGCUGAAAAGAAGGCUAAUGGCAAAGCAAGCAAGGACCAAACAGAAGAAGAUGGUCCAAAGAGAUCUAUGUUCACAGAAGGUUUCUUGGGUGACUUGCAUAAGGUUGGAGAAAAUGAGCAGGCCUACCCAGAACUAAUGGCUGAGCAUCUCAAGGCUACCGGUGGUAAAGUACACACUAGAUUCCCACCAGAACCUAACGGAUAUUUACAUAUUGGUCAUUCUAAGGCCAUUAUGGUUAACUUUGGCUUCGCUAAAUACCAUAACGGGGUAUGUUAUCUAAGAUUUGAUGAUACCAACCCUGAAGCAGAAGCUCCGGAAUAUUUCGAGAGUAUCAAAAGCAUGGUAUCAUGGUUGGGGUUCAAACCAUGGAAAACUACCUAUUCCUCUGAUUACUUCGAUGAGUUAUACCAAUUAGCUGAAACUUUGAUUAAGAACGGAAAGGCUUAUGUCUGUCACUGCUCUGCAGAAGAAAUAAAACGUGGCCGUGGUAUCAAAGAAGAUGGUACACCUGGUGGUGAAAGAAAAGCUUGUGUCUCCAGAGAAAGACCUAUUGAGGAAAGCUUAACUGAGUUCAGAAAGAUGAGAGACGGAUUCUACAAACCAGGUGAAGCAAUCUUAAGAAUGAAACAAGAUUUGAACUCUCCAUCACCACAAAUGUGGGAUUUGAUUGCUUAUAGGGUCUUGGAUGCUCCACAUCCAAGAACUGGUGACAAAUGGAAAAUUUACCCAACAUACGACUUCACUCACUGUUUAGUCGAUUCCUUAGAAAACAUUACCCACUCCUUGUGUACCACAGAAUUUUACUUGUCUAGAGAAAGUUACGAAUGGCUAUGUGACCAAGUGCACGUCUUCAGACCAGCUCAAAGAGAAUAUGGUAGAUUGAACAUCACCGGUACCGUUCUAUCUAAGAGAAAAAUUGCUAAACUUGUUACUGGUGGAUACGUCAGCGGAUGGAAUGAUCCUCGUUUAUUCACAUUGGAAGCUAUCCGUAGACGUGGUGUUCCACCGGGAGCCAUUCUAUCUUUCAUUAACACUUUGGGUGUGACCACCAGUACCACUAAUAUCCAAGUCGUAAGAUUCGAAAGUGCUAUUAGAAAGUACUUGGAAGACACUACACCCAGACUCAUGUUCAUUUUGGAUCCAGUGGAAGUGGUUGUGGACAAUGUCGAUGAAGAUUUCGUUGAGCUAUGUAACAUCCCAUACAGGCCAAACACUCCAGAGUUCGGUGAUAGAACCGUCCCAUUCACCAAGAGAUUCUACAUCGAAAGAAGCGACUUCUCGGAAGACGUUGACAACAAGGAGUUCUUCAGAUUAACACCUAACCAAUCAGUUGGUUUAAUCAAAGUACCAUACACCGUAUCCUACCAAUCUUUAGAGAAGGAUGCGAACGGGAAGAUCACUAAAAUUCAUGUUAAAUAUGAGAACGAGGAAGCCAAACCAAAGAAACCAAAGACCUACAUUCAAUGGGUGCCAAUCUCCGAAAAGCACGACUCCCCAGUAAGAAUUGCGGAAACUAGAGUUUACAACCAAUUGUUCAAGUCCGAAAACCCAUCAGCGCACCCAGAUGGUUACUUAUCUGAUAUUAACCCAGACAGCAUUAUCGUGUACAAGAGUUCUGUCGCUGAAUACAACAUCAACAGCAUUAUAAAGAACUCGCCAUGGGUCGUGGACAGUGCAAAGAAGUCUGAAUUCUAUGUGGAAGAAGAAAAGGGAAGAAAGGAAGUCUGCAGAUUCCAAGCCAUGAGAGUUGGUUAUUUCACCUUGGACUCUGAUAGCACAGAUGAAAAGAUCGUCUUGAACAGGAUCGUUUCCUUGAAAGACGGUACUAAAUGA